UCUCUUUCUUCUUUCUCUCUGUUUCGUUCUCCCGCUUUCACCCGUGAGAGCGGCUGAACGAAAUUUCUUCUUCCCUUUUUCUCUGAAAACCACCGCCUCAUUUUCGUCUCUGCAACUGCGUGGUGUGUUCUUCGAUUCUCUGCCAUUGUUGGUUGGAUAAUUCUAGAAUUAUCCAAUGUUUAACAUUUUCAAAGGGAUAAAAGAUGACAUAGCAGGAAGAAAGUUGUGUUACAAAGAUGAUUGGACUCAUGGGUUGAAAGCUGGAUUUAGGAUAUUGGCUCCUACAGCCUAUAUAUUCUUUGCAUCUGCACUUCCUGUGAUUGCAUUUGGAGAGCAAUUGAGUAGAGAAACAGAUGGAAGCUUGAGCACAGUGGAGACUCUAGCUUCAACUGCUAUUUGUGGUAUAAUACAUUCAAUACUUGGUGGACAACCUAUGCUAGUUCUUGGAGUUGCAGAGCCCACCAUUAUCAUGUAUACUUAUCUCUAUAAUUUCGCUAAACAAAGGGAAGAUUUAGGGUCGAAACUGUUUGUGGCUUGGGCUGGAUGGGUCUGUAUCUGGACAGCCCUUAUGCUGUUUCUCCUUGCAAUAUUCAAUGCUUGCACUAUUAUCACUAGAUUUACAAGGAUUGCUGGGGAGCUUUUCGGCAUGUUGAUCACUGUUCUUUUCAUUCAAGAGGCCAUCAAGGGAAUGGUUAGUGAAUUUGCAAUUCCAAAGGCUGAAAAUCCAAAUGAUGAAAGAUAUCAAUUUCAGUGGCUAUAUACGAAUGGACUGCUGGGACUAAUCUUCACCUUUGGACUUCUCUUUACUGCUUUAAAGAGCAGAAGGGCCAGGGCUUGGCGUUACGGAACAGGAUUCCUCAGAAGCUUUAUUGCAGACUAUGGGGUUCCUUUCAUGGUUUUGGUGUGGACAGCGAUGUCAUUCACUAUUCCAAAGGAAGUUCCAACUGGAGUUCCCCGAAGGCUUUUUACUCCUCUCCCAUGGGAACCUGCAUCGCUGUAUCAUUGGACAGUAAUCAAGGAUAUGGGAAAAGUCCCACCCAUGUACAUUUUUGCUGCCAUUAUACCAGCUGUGAUGGUAGCUGCUCUAUACUUUUUUGACCACAGUGUUGCAUCUCAAAUGGCACAGCAGAAGGAAUUCAAUCUUAAAAAACCAUCUGCUUACCACUAUGACAUGUUAUUGCUCGGUUUCAUGGUUCUGAUAUGCGGAUUACUUGGCAUUCCUCCUUCAAAUGGUGUGCUUCCACAGUCUCCUAUGCACACCAAGAGCCUUGCGGUUCUUAAAAGACAGUUGAUUCGAAAGAAGAUGGUGAGGAGUGCUAAAGAAAGCAUAAGUCAGCAUGCAACUGGUUCUGAGAUUUAUGAUAAGAUGCAAGAAGUGUUCAUUGAAAUGGACAAAUCCCCAAUAACAACUCCAGAUGUUAAUGACUUGAAAGGACUGAAGGAGGCCGUGUUGAAAAUUGAUGAUGGAGACAAGAAUACAUUUGAUCCAGAAAAGCAUAUAGAUCAACACUUGCCUGUCCGGGUUAAUGAGCAGAGAUUGAGCAAUCUAUUACAAUCUGUUCUUGUCGGCUGUGCUGUAUUUGCGAUGCCUGUCAUUAAGUUGAUACCAACAUCAGUACUCUGGGGAUACUUCGCCUACAUGGCAAUUGACAGUCUUCCUGGGAAUCAAUUCUGGGAAAGAAUGUUGCUGCUCUUCAUCACUCCUGGUCGGCGGUACAAGAUUUUAGAAGGGGUUCAUGCUUCUUUUGUUGAGACAGUGCCGUUUAAACACAUGGCCAGGUUUACCAUCCUCCAAUUCGUAUAUCUUUUGAUAUGCUUUGGGGUAACAUGGAUUCCAAUAGCUGGAAUACUGUUUCCUUUGCCAUUCUUCCUACUAAUAAGCAUAAGAGAGCAUCUACUCCCAAAGUUGUUUCAGCCGCACCAUCUAUAUGAAUUAGAUGCAGCUGAAUAUGAGGAAAUUGUUGGUGCACCAAUAAGAAAUCGCAGUCUCUCGUAUAAGGAGGUGGACACAUCUGGAGAGGAAAGUGGUCCAGAAUUCUGUGAUGCUGAGUUACUGGAUGAGUUCACUACUAAUAGAGGAGAGUUGAAACAUAGAGCUGUAUCAUUCAAAGAAAAAGAAGAUAGACAUUUACUGGUCCACCCAGACAGUACUGGAAAUGAGUGAGUGCUAUGCGUUUUGGUAGAGAGAAAGAGAGCGGAAAUGGUAGCGAAGGAGGUAAAUCCUUCGGACAAAAAAGGAGGUGGAAGAAUUAGAAAUCUAUAAAUCAUAAAGAAAGAAAAUUAGGGAGAACAGAGGUGCUCAAGGGUGAAAGUGUUAGAGAAAAACAUACGAAGACAAACAGAAGCAAUCUCAGAGAAGGGGGGGAGCAACUAACAAAGGAAAGAAAGCAGUAUAAUUUUGUUCUGUUUUGGGGUAUAGAGGCAUUUUGUAUUUUCUCUAUUAGAAUGUUCAUAAAAAGGAAAGAAAGUGAUAUAAAUGUGUUCUUAUAAUUUUUCUUCAUCUUUUUUCUGGGCAACACAUAUGUUGUGCAAUCAAAGGAAAAAGGGGAUACUAUUAUAGAAGCUAAAUAAA
Molecule: messenger RNA, 2572 nt
Organism: Papaver somniferum (opium poppy)
Lineage: Eukaryota; Viridiplantae; Streptophyta; Magnoliopsida; Ranunculales; Papaveraceae
Product: boron transporter 4-like
Exons: 14
Coding region: 176-2164 (662 amino acids)
Biological process (GO): transmembrane transport; monoatomic anion transport; monoatomic ion homeostasis
Cellular component (GO): plasma membrane
Molecular function (GO): solute:inorganic anion antiporter activity
Source: RefSeq, a predicted model, not a curated record